Molecule: messenger RNA, 750 nt
Organism: Coccidioides immitis RS
Lineage: Eukaryota; Fungi; Ascomycota; Eurotiomycetes; Onygenales; Onygenaceae
Product: ubiquinol-cytochrome c reductase complex protein
Exons: 4
Coding region: 125-493 (122 amino acids)
Biological process (GO): mitochondrial electron transport, ubiquinol to cytochrome c
Source: RefSeq, a predicted model, not a curated record
AUCAAAGAGCCACCAAUUGUCAGCCGGCAGAACCGCCUCCAACUUGCUAGCAAUUGGGGUGAUAACCGAUUCCGCACAUUCCGAACGACAUAUUUACGAUCGACUGAUCUUUUGCUCGUCCAAGAUGUCGCUUUCUAACAUUGUCGCCCGCACCUUCGAGGUGCCGUGGGUAAAGCGAAUGGCAAUGCCGUUGGCCCAGUGGUACACCAAUGCCGCCGGAUACAGACAGAUGGGACUCAGAUAUGACGAUCUGAUCCCCGAAGAGAACGAUGUUGUCCAGCAGGCCCUCAAGAGACUUCCUCCCAAGGAGGCUUAUGACCGUAUCUACCGCCUCCGACGAGCAUUCCAACUCUCAUUGCAGCAGCAGAUUCUGCCAGUGAGCGAGCACACCAAGCCGCAGGAGGAUGUCCGCUACCUCCGCCCUCUCAUUGAAGAGGUUGAGCGCGAGCAAAAGGAGCGUGAGGAUUUGGAUGCCAUGGUUAUCAAGAGAUAGAUGCUACUUGUGUGGUACCUACAAUGAGACCAAGCCAGCCAUGACUCAAACACGGGCACAGUGUGUUCACUGACACCCAAUUAGAGGAGCAGAUGUGUUAAGGAAGAAGUUUUUCUGGCUGUCCCAGUGGGAGGGUGACGCAGUGAUGUGUUAUUAGAAUGGAAAUAUCCUUGAAUUGUACAGAUAUUGUCGUUUAGAUUCCAUGGCGGAGGAGUCGCUAGACGGAAUAAAACUCCUAUUAUUCAGUUUCCUGGCAC